Messenger RNA from Lytechinus variegatus (green sea urchin), 2886 nucleotides. RefSeq lists its product as uncharacterized. Bases 1045 to 2058 code for a protein of 337 amino acids. The record is from RefSeq and is a predicted model, not a curated record. The transcript is spliced from 2 exons. Lineage: Eukaryota; Metazoa; Echinodermata; Echinoidea; Temnopleuroida; Toxopneustidae.
CAGACAAUUCUUCACUUCACUUCCUCGAACAAGAUACCAUGACACGCACGGAAGAUAACAAUUAUCCAUUCAAAUACGGAAAACAAAACGAACAUUGCGCGCGAGCGACUUAUUUAGUGGAGACUCAUGUAGCUACUCAUUAUUCGGUGUUGUUUGCCUGGGUUAAUUGUUAUUCUUUUAACAUCUUUCAAUUCCAGAACUUCAGAAAGGCUAUAGUUUUCUAUUGGUGUUUUGCAGCAGAUAUGGGGCAUUUGAAUGAUGACGUACACCACUCCGCAAAUCUGUACAUUAUUUCAAUUCGCACCAAUCAAGGAGAUGCCAGACGGAAAUGCCUUCACCUGCGAGGAACAGACGACUAGUCAGACGGCAUUCAAUUUACGUGCCAAAAAUAUGAGCAGCUAGCUCAAUAUGUUCGCCAGCAUUAGGGGGUACAUCAGUUUUGAUUCAGCUCACUAAGUGAGAUAUACCAUCGAGAGAUGAGAAACUUGGAAAUAUUAAUGUCAUUAGAUGUGUUAAAUUGGAAUCAUAAAGGCAUCUACAUUCCGACGAAGACUGAAAGGAUUGGUAAAAUAACUUAUUCUAGUUUGUUUAUAAAAUGGUGAUUCCAUUUUCUGUGAAUAGUUUAAUACUACAGCAGCCCGUUGGACACGUCAAAGACAAAUCGAAGUGAUAUUGGAGAAAAAAAUUUGUCAAGACGUUGGAUUCGAUUAAUAUCAUCUGUGGAAAGGAUUGUGCUUUAUCCACACAAAUUAUAGCAUUAAAUUGUACUCUAACAAAAUACAUCAGUCAUAGUAUAUCUUGAAUAAUGCAAACGUCAACAUUCUGGAUUGCACUAUAUUUCAGAUCCUAGCGUCACGAGUUUCUUCAAUUGUUUCAUUUCCUCUUCUGUAUUUCCUGAUCUUUUGGAUUAGAAAUGUCAAUGACAUUCGAUGGGGAAAGUGAGUGAAAGGGUAUGGAUGGUAGAACACACAAGGUCAUUGGCAUACUCGGUUUAACAAGGCUCCAUUCGGUGAAUCACGCUCUUCUGUGUUCGAGCGAAACACGAUGAUGACGGUUGAUGAUCAAACUACAGGCCGAUCGAUCACGAAAAUCAGAUCAUCCGAUGAAGCGAGGAAGGUAAUUAAUGAGUUAUUGACGAGGAGAAAAUCGAAUACUAAGAUCGUGAAAGAGGUCAUCUUGAAUCAUGAUGAAGGGUCACGUGAUAAACGAAGGAAUAACCCAUCUCGGGAGGCUGACAAAAUCCCAAAGCGAUCGAACUCAUUUUCGUUGCCGAAAACUGAGGAUGCUGCUGCCGUUGGUGGCAACGCAUCACCAAGGAAUCCGCGUGCGGUAGGAGCUGGAGGACGUAAGGUUUCGGGACGGCGGCUAAUCUCAACCGCGUCAACCCCGCGAAGAUCAAAGAGUGAAACGAAUUUAAAUCAACCGCUCCCAGAGCUUGAUGCCCAUCAAAGACACGCGUCAAUGACACAGCUUGUGUCAUUACAACCACAACCUACCACACCACGUCACCCAUCGUCAAAUCUCGACAAGAAUAACACAGAUGCCGGCGCGAAGCAUGCUGCCAAUGCCAAGUCGCCAGGGUAUUACAGUAGAAAAAUGCAGGACCAACCGGAACAGCACCUUGCCUCGAUGCACAACCGACCCAACAAGGAGAAAUCGUCUCCUGCCCAGCGGUUCAUUGAUGCAAAACUGAAGUCGCGGUCAGAGAACUGUCUCUUACAGUCGGGGAAACGCCGGAAACAACCCGGCGGCGCUAAUGCCAAACACGGUGGAAACUCGCUCACUCCUCGCAGUCCCGCAGUCGGUCGGCGUUAUGAGACGCGUGAAAAAUCUCGACCGGUAACGGAUGCGGUUGACGCAAGUUUUGAACCGCCGCGAACCAAAGUGGUACGAGAGCGGUCAUUCGACAUGACAUUUCCCGGUUACGACGCACGAUAUGAGCAGCAGAUAGAGGUUCCUCAACUCGAUGACGUUGAUAAGGAGAUAGAAGAUGAAUGUAAAAAGAAAUCAGUUGACAAGUGCAGAAGAUGGAUGAACAGAUAUAUGAAUUAUGAAUAGAUUUUUUCUGUGAAAAAGCAGGCAUGCAGGUAUAUAAGUUAAAUGAAAAAAAAUAGCAGAUAGAGAAAACCUUUAUAUACAUGAUUUUUAUAUUUAGAUCUGGAAUGAAAUGUUCCUUAAUAACACAUCCGUCCAGAGUAUUAAAACAAUAAUAAGAUAAAAAAAAGAUGCGCUACACAUUACUGUACAAAAAUAUCAUCCCAAGAUUUAUGUCUAUCAUGUAUACUCGUAAAAUGCGAGGAUAAUUUUAGCGAUAAAUCAAGAUGUACAGUUUUAUUUUAAGGAUAUGAAACAUUAGUUUUUAUCAUUCUUAUUUUAUUCCAAGUUCUGAAAUAAUUAACGAUGGAAACAAAUCGAUCGUGUUAUACUGAAAUUCAUGAAUAUGACGUAAAAGUUGACAGAGCUUCGGUCUUUGACAUAGAUCAUAUGAAGUAUUUAAUACACUAUAUCCGGAAUAUGUUUGAUUUGCUCUUGUUAUGAGAGUGAUGGGUUUUAUUAAGAGAAAAUCGAAUCCUAAAGAUGUAAAAAAUACAUUAUAAAAGCAGACAGUUUUUUUUUAAAUAUUAGUAAAACUAAUGGAACCCCACGUUUUGAUUGUGAAACAUAACUGCUAUGAUGAGUUAUGAUGAUUUAUGUGAUUUGUUUUCUUCUGCGGUAAAUAGUGAAUUUUAAUCGGCGGCAUACCUCGUGAAAUUAAGCCAAAGAAACAUAGACAGAAUAUCAUUGAAAGGACAUCAGGGAGUAUCGCGACAUACGGAGGAUUCAAGACAAAAGAAAAUAUAUUGUCAUAUAACCUUCAUAACAAAAAAAAAGUCAUUGUCGAAAAUU